Molecule: messenger RNA, 2189 nt
Organism: Cataglyphis hispanica
Lineage: Eukaryota; Metazoa; Arthropoda; Insecta; Hymenoptera; Formicidae
Exons: 4
Coding region: 247-1023 (258 amino acids)
Biological process (GO): centriole replication; mitotic cell cycle
Cellular component (GO): centrosome; centriole
Molecular function (GO): calcium ion binding
Source: RefSeq, a predicted model, not a curated record
UUGCCCUUUUGCUCUCCAAUGCUCCAAUCAGCUCCAAUUUGCAAUACUGAACAAAGAAAUAUCGCAUCUUUUUUUUUUCUGAUGGAUAUUUUCGUGCUCUUCUGUGAAUCGCUAUAUGUUUAUUGUGAAUAUAUUUCUAAAUUAUUGUGUGUUUACUGAACAUAAAAUGGAUGUAAUAAAAAAUAUCUUUCGCUAAUUUGAGCAAGAAAAUAAAUUAACCGAUUUUUCUCGGAGAAAUAUUUCACCAUGAUUGCGAACGACGAUCAAUUUACGAAUGUCGUAGAAACAGAGAUUCUUGAAGGAGAACAGGAUGAUGUACUGGGAAAAUAUCCACCACUGACAAAGAAAAAAAUACAGAAAAAGCCUCGCUCAAAGGCAUUAGCCUUGAGAAUCAUGAAACAUGAUAUACCACAAGUCUCUAUAAAAUCUGCAUCUCUUCGCAUCGAGGAAUUAGCACGACCAACUAAACAACGUGCAUUGAUGACACUGAAAGAAAAAAUACCAAUAUUAUCGCCAACAUUUAUAAAUAAUCUUAUUAAAAUAAUUGAAGCUGAAUCUUGCUUAACUCCAGAAGAAGCGGCACAAACUCUUCACCGAAGAAAACGCGGAAAGAAAAAGAUAACACAAUUUUCACCAUUUAUGAAAAAAUGGGUGAAAGAGAUUACAGAAGAUAUUACACACGCAACAAUGCUAAACAAGGAUGCGACAAUAUGUCCAUAUUUGAUGGCUGAACACUUUGUCAAGAGCAUUCUUGGACAUCAAUGUGAAACGCGACAGAAGGAUAUUCGCGAAAUCGCGGCUGUGAUAUUUAAACGUUUAAUAUCUCUCGAUAAAUAUACGACAGAUGUUCAAAAUGACGAUCGCGCAACACAACAGUUGCGCUUUUUAGCAAAUAUAGUAGCUUGUUGGAUAGCUGAAAUACUUAUUGAAGUUGCUGAAAUCCAUAAAGAAACUCUGGAAGAAUAUUUUAAAAAAAGAGAAAUGAAAAUGAUAGAAGUGAAUGAUGAAUCAAAUAAAUAUUGAAAAUGAAAAUUGGAAGCAGAUAGAUCAGGAGGAAAAUAAAGAAGAAAGGAAUGAAGAAGUAGAAUGAGAGAAUGAGAGAUGAAGAGAGAUAAAGCGAAAAAAGAAUAAAUAGCAGAAUAGGAAACAAUUGAAAGAUGAUGAUAUCAAAAAUAAUUAAAAAAUUAUUAGUAAAUAGAAAAUGAGAUGAUUAGAAAAUAUUUUUGUAAAAUAUAGAUGAUGGAUUGGCAAGGAAAGGAAAUAAUUCAGAUAGAAUAAAAAAAAAAAAAAAUAAUGAUGUUGCUUGCAAAUCAUGAUUCUGAAUAUGGAUGCUGAAGCAAAUAUUAUUGAUAUUACUAUUGAUUGGAUAAUACUGGAUUGAUUAAAAUAAUAUGCCAAAAUAAUUAUUUUAUUUUAUAGUUUUUUGUUCUAGUCAUGUCAUUAAAAUAGAAAUUUACUUUAUAAAUGUAAUUUUGAAAAAAAAUUCUAAAAAUAAGUCUAAUAAGAUGCACUCUAUUUGACGCUAUUUUUUUGCUUUGAAACAAGAUUCAUUUUCGAUAUUAAAAUGAGAAAUAUAGAAAAUACUUUUUCGAAAUACAAUGAAUAGACAAAUAAAAUGGAUGAUUCAUACAGAAUAUAAAAAAAAAUAAGGAUGAAAAUUGUGUUAUCUUUGAUCAGUAUCUUUGAUUGGUCGGUUAAACAUUAUAAACCAAAAAUAGCAUCAUAGUACAUUUGACAUCUGACAAUUAAAUAUAAAAAUCAUUAUAUUUUGAGAUAAAGCGACAAGAAUAAAAUGUAAAAAAAUACAAUAAAUGAAGUAAAUUUUCUUUGGAAUAAAUAAUAGGAAUAUAGACAAGUGUUUAUACUACCAAAUUGGCAAUUUAUUGUUUGAUCACAACAUUUCGACCAUAUGGUUUUGGUCCUUAUCAAGUAAAAGUUAUAAUUAAAAAGUAGAAUAUAUCCCUAUUCUUAUGUUUAAUUUUAAAAUGACACAAUGUCAGUUUGACAUUUCGAUUUUUCUUUCUACUUUUUAAUUAUAACUUUCACUUAAUAAGGACCAAAACCAUAUGGUCGAAAUGUUGUGAUAGAACAAUCAAACAAUAAAUUGCCAGUUUGGUCGUAUAAACACUUGUCUAUUAAUUUAUCUACUGGCGACAUUUUAAAAUUAAACAUAAGAAUAGGGAUAUAAC